AUGUGUUAUAAAAUAUGUUUCUUACAGGGGAAACUUGGAAACAAUUCACAAUUAGCUGUAUCUUUUGGAUUAGAUUUAACUUCAGAAAAAUUCUAUGACAAAUUAAAUGAUAUGAGAGAUUUUAAGGAGUACUAUGGCCAUUGUGAAUCCUUAGAAUCUCUGAAAAAUGGCACUGACGUUAAAAUAAACUGUGCAAAGGUUUUAAAAUAUAUAAAAACUUAUUCAGAUUAUAUAAAUAAGAAUGACGCCUAUGACAUAUGCCUACUUUUAAAUUAUUGGUUAGCAAGUAGAUUAGGUGCCCUUGUUUUUUACAGUAAUCCUUCAUAUGUGAUGGAUGCCUUUUUGAGAAUUACAUCAAUAUGGAAUGAGUUUAUUGUAGACGAAAUAAAGAAAACUCAUGAUAAAACAUGCAAUCCUGAUGCAAGUAUUAUUGCUCUUCGUGACUGGAGGCUAAGGAAGGAAGUUUAUGAUUACUAUGUGGACUAUGAUUACCUUCUUCGUAUGUCUGAUAUAUCAAAAAAAUCCAGAGAUUAUUGUGCUUAUAUUAGAACAAAAGUUGCAUUAUAUGAACAUUAUAAUACUGUUUGUAUUUCAGAUGAAACACCUUUCUGCGAUAAAUUUAAAAUUAAAUAUAAAUAUUGUGAUCCAAAAGAGCUUUUACUUAAGUUUGAAUGUGAAGAAGAAAUGAAGCAAAUGAGGUUAUUAGAAGAACAGGAUGGUAAAGAAUCAUCCCAAGAUGCACCAUCAGAAGGAACAGAGUCUGAACUUGAAACGUCAUCUUUUGGGUUGUCCUCAGAAGGAGCACAAACUGUUAACGAUUUACAGAAAAUAUAUAAUAGAUUUAGUCCUUUAAAAAAGACAGUAGGUGCAAUUUUGGGAAUCCUUGCUAUACUUAUGAGUUAUGCCUUUUUACAUAAUGUAAAGAAGCUCAUUAAUUUACAUAAAAUAUAUAUAUUUUUUACAUGCUUAGGAAGUUUUAUCCGUAAUAGAUUUUCUAAUAAAAAUGGUACAAGAAGUAGUAUAAAUUUUGAUUUUAAUGCAGCAUUUGAUUGUGCACAAGAAUUAUAUAAGCCGCGUUACAAUAUUAGAGAUGAACAUUAUAUAGGUUAUCACUCCUAUUAA
Messenger RNA from Plasmodium gonderi, 1122 nucleotides. RefSeq names its product variable surface protein. The transcript is spliced from 3 exons. The coding region runs from base 1 to 1122 and encodes 373 amino acids. The record is from RefSeq and is a predicted model, not a curated record. Lineage: Eukaryota; Apicomplexa; Aconoidasida; Haemosporida; Plasmodiidae.